AUGGAAUUAAAGGAGGGGAUCAGGGCAGGUGCUCCUGAACCACGGCUCUCGCUGGGCGGCCGCCUGCUCACCCCCCCGCUCGCCAAGCUGUUGGCCAGGGCUGGUCUUCUGGUGACCCUCCUGCUGGCCAUCAGGCACCGGGCCCGCGAUUCCCGGCUGAGACUCAGCCUGUCGCCAUCCUCAACUACUUGGUACAUCCAUGUCAUCCUGGGCCUUCCCCCUCCCAGCUCCCACCUGGCUUCAGCUGAACUGGGCUGGAGGGUCAAGGGGGGCAGAGAUGGGGCGGGCAAGCAGGAGCAGGAAGGCCAUCCCCUGGCACUGGCCCGGGGUUCCGGCUGGGCGGCUCCUGGCCCCGGGAGAGGAGCAAGGCACAGCCCAGGUCACCUGGCAGGGGAGGGGCUGCAGGAGGCCUCCCGGGCGCCAUGGCUGGGGCUGCGGGGCAGAGGCUGGCAGCGGUGGCCUCUGCUGCUGAUUGGCGUUCUCCCUGCAGAAGCCAACAAGCAAGAGCGCAUAGUGGGCGAGAUCGCCUUCCAGCUGGACCGCAGGAUCCUCUCCAGCAUCUUCCCUGACCGAGUCCGCCUCUAUGGCUUCACCGUUCGCAACAUCCCUGAGAAAAUCGCCCAGAGAGAAAAGGACCCCUUCCUGCAGCUGAGCCCGGAGCAGUCUGACAUCAUCAUGGAGCGCUACAGUAAUGUCAUGGCCUCCUUGAAGCCCCUGGGUUAUGACCCCGAUGUCCACCCGAGGCUCACGGAGCGCACAGUGAACACCUUUGGCAUCCUCCGCGAGCGGCCGGAAGCCUCUACCCCCGAGGCAGCCGCCUACAACGACACCCAGCACCUGGAGGACGUCGUGAAGAGCGUGGCACCCCCAGACACGCUGGAGGACUGCCUGCUGCUGCUGCGCUGCCUCCACAAGCUUUCGCAUGACGACGGGAAGCCCCUCUUCAUCUGGUGACCCUGCCCUCCCUGAUUGUGCACCCCA
This is a messenger RNA of Python bivittatus (Burmese python), 981 nucleotides long. Lineage: Eukaryota; Metazoa; Chordata; Lepidosauria; Squamata; Pythonidae. The record is from RefSeq and is a predicted model, not a curated record.